Molecule: messenger RNA, 1116 nt
Organism: Chenopodium quinoa (quinoa)
Lineage: Eukaryota; Viridiplantae; Streptophyta; Magnoliopsida; Caryophyllales; Amaranthaceae
Exons: 1
Coding region: 1-1116 (371 amino acids)
Molecular function (GO): nucleic acid binding
Source: RefSeq, a predicted model, not a curated record
AUGGAGAUUUCUGAUGAAACUCUCCAGUCAGUCCCAUUACAUUUAAGGCAGACAGAAAGAAGCUAUGCAGGAGCAUUGAAGAUCAGUCUAACUACAGUUCACAAUUUGAAGAAAAGAGGCAGGCUAAGAACACACACAUGCUGCAACAAACCAUUGCUCACAUCAGACCACAAGGUUGCCAGACUAAGAUGGAUUUUGUCACAUAUAAAUCCAAUUACAGGGAAUGAGGACCCCACAUUUGUUGACAUGAGGAAUGUCAUACACUGUGAUGAAAAGUGGUUCUACUUGAACCCUGACAAAAGGAGGUUCUACCUACUGCCAUGUGAGGAGGAUCCCUAUAUGGCAGUUCAGUCAAGAAGAUUCAAACUAAAGGCAAUGUUCAUGGCAAUCAUAGGGAAGCCAUUAUAUGGCAUAAAUGGGGAACUUUUACAUGAUGGAAAGUAUGGCAUCUUUCCAUUCACUGUCCAGCAAGUAGCACAGAAAGCAAGCAAGAAAAGACCAAGAGGGACCAUGGAAACCAAGGCACUCCAGAACAUAAACAGAGAAGUAAUCAGAGAGAUGCUGCUAACAAAGGUUAUUCCAGCAAUCAUAUCAAAGUGGCCUGAAGGUCUGCCCAAGGAUGUGGUCAUCCAAUGGGACAAUGCAAGGCCACACCAAGUUCCUACAGAUGAUGAGUUUGUGGCAGCAACAACAGCUAAUGGCUUUAACAUUCAAUUUGUUUUCCAGCCAGCACAGUCUCCUGAUUUGAAUGUCCUUGACUUAGGGCUAUUUAGGUCUAUACAAUCAUUGCAAUAUCAGUCUUUUCCUAGGGACUUAGAGGAGCUAAUUCAAAAGGUCAAACAGUCUUAUGACACUUUCAACCCUCAUGUAAACAAGUACAUCUGGGUUACAUUGCAAAAGUGUAUGAUUAAGAUACUCAAGGCAGAAGGUGGUAACAAGUACAAAAUACCACAUAUGAACAAAAAAAAGCUGGAAAACCUAGGUAGUCUUCCAGAUUUGGUAGAGGUUCAGAAAGAGGAUGUAUUGGAGGCUGUGGAGUACCUAAACACCAUGUUUAGGCCAGCAAAUCAAGGCACUCAAGAAGACACAGAAGAUUUGGAGGUGGAUGCAGAUUAG